UGGGAUAUGAUCGAGACGAUGAAAACGAAAGGGUUCGGUGUGUCGAAGGGUGCGUUUAUUGAAAUGUCGGAGAAAUUCCAGAAGGAUGGGUUGAGUAGUGAUGUUGAGAAGUUAAAUGAGUUGUUUGCUUCUGGUUCGAAAAAUAACGCGAGCAAAUUAAAUGACCUUGAAAAGAUUUGUUCGAGUAUUACUAAGAUAGUUAAGAGUGAACUGUGGGGAGAUGAUGUGGAAAAGCAGCUGCUGGAAGUCGGUGCGAAGUUCUCGAGUGAUCUGGUUACGAAGGUGUUGGAGAAUCUUGAAAUCGAUCCCAAUAAAGCGUUGAUUUUCUUUAGGUGGCUGGAGGGAAGCAGUCUUUUCGAGCACGAUCAACGAUCGUAUAAUGCAAUGGCUAGGGUGUUGAGUAAAGAAGAUCACACUGAGAAGUUUUGGAGGUUUGUUAAUGAAAUGAGAAGUGAAGGGCAUGAGAUGCAGAGGGAUACGUAUGUUCGUAUCUUGGAGAGUUUUGUCAAGAGGAAAAUGAUGAAGGAUGCUGUGGAUUUGUACGAAUUUGCAAUGAUUGGAGGGAACAAGCCUUCGUCGCCGGACUGCAUUUUCCUUUUGAAGAAAAUUGUUGUAGGCGAAGAAUUGGAUAUGGACUUGUUCUCGAGAGUCUUGGAGAUAUUUAAGGCCAGCGGUAAUGUUUUGACCGAUAGUAACCUUGAUUCGAUUAUCAAGUCUUUAACCAGUGUUGGUAAAAUGGCAGAGUGCAAUGGUAUACUGUCGGCAAUGGAGGAGCAUGGUUAUGUACCCAGUGAUUCGUCACGAUCUAAGAUUGCCUUUAAGCUUAGCAAAGGUGGGAAAACAGAGGAAGCGCGAGAGUUUAUGGAUAACUUAUCGACUACUCAAAAUGAUUCAGUUUAUGGAACAUGGGUGUCUUUAAUUAAAGGAUAUUGCGAGGCUUGCAAUAUGGAUGAAGCUUCUAGAAGUUUCCGGGAGAUGGUUGAAAAGGAAGGAGCCUCGUUUGGUGCACAGCCAUUGUUAGACUUGCUGGUCGGUACUUACUGUCGGAAUAAUAAACCAUUCGAUGCAUACAAGUUUGUUUCAGAGAUGGUGAAUGAUAAAGGGUUAAGUCCUUGGAAUGCAACAUACAAAACAUUGACAAGCAAGCUAUUGACUGAAAGAAAGUACUUCAAAGAAGCUAUAGAUGUUAUGACUAUGAUGAAGAAUCAAGAUUACGCUCCCGAUUUGGAUUCGUUUGUUAAGUAUUUCUCCAAGACUGGUUCUGCUGAAGAGGCGAUUGUAUUUUCACAAGCAAUGUCGUCGAAAAGAUUUCCAUCAACUAACGUGUUCCUUCGGUUAUUCGACGCGUAUCUGAAAGCCGGAAGGAAGAGCGAAGCACAGGACUUCCUUUCGAAAUGCCCCAGCUACAUUAAAAGCCAUGCCGAUGUUUUGGACCUGUUUUAUUCGAGGAAAUCUCGUGGAACCAAGACUAAAGCUGUGGCCGUGGCUGUGUAGCAUCAAUUUAGGUUUGAUUCUGUUUCUUGGAACACCAUGAGUUGGUAUGUUUUUGUUUUGAACUGUUGGCCAGUUAUUUAUAUUUGAGCAUGUCUGAAUUUUGAUAUGAAUAAACCAAUGAAAUGAUCCCGGAAUCUUGAUUUUUCGUGGUAACUGCUCGUUUUUUUUUUUUUUUUUUUUUUUCUCGAUCUUUUUGUAAUGAGUUCAUGUUGAACUUUGAUACAUGUUUCAGAUGCUAUCUCUGAAAGCCUGUAGUUAACAUCCAAGUUUUCAAGGAUGAGAUUAUCACAUUAAAACCUUCUGUAGGCAUGUUUUAAAGAGGAUAAGAUUCUAUCCAGUAGCAUCUUUUUUAUU
Messenger RNA from Erythranthe guttata (spotted monkey flower), 1848 nucleotides. RefSeq names its product pentatricopeptide repeat-containing protein At3g02490, mitochondrial. Gene Ontology annotation, biological process: RNA splicing. The record is from RefSeq and is a predicted model, not a curated record. Gene Ontology annotation, molecular function: protein binding. NCBI's taxonomy places the organism in Eukaryota, Viridiplantae, Streptophyta, Magnoliopsida, Lamiales, Phrymaceae.